Messenger RNA from Cynoglossus semilaevis (tongue sole), 3436 nucleotides. RefSeq names its product aristaless related homeobox a (gene arxa). The coding region runs from base 533 to 1945 and encodes 470 amino acids. The transcript has 5 exons. Gene Ontology annotation, biological process: regulation of transcription by RNA polymerase II. The record is from RefSeq and is a predicted model, not a curated record. NCBI's taxonomy places the organism in Eukaryota, Metazoa, Chordata, Actinopteri, Pleuronectiformes, Cynoglossidae. Gene Ontology annotation, molecular function: DNA-binding transcription factor activity, RNA polymerase II-specific; RNA polymerase II transcription regulatory region sequence-specific DNA binding.
UUUGGUUAAAAUACAGUCAAAACUAUUAAACGUAAUGUUUGAUGGUUAUUGUAAAUAGUAAAUGCUAAUUUCACUAAGUUGCUUUGCUACUGUGACGGUACCUUUUAUCGGUUCAUUCCGUGGAGCAGAUAAUAGAUUUUGUAAAAAUCCAUGUCGGGAUUUGCUGUCUUUCCCUCAAAUUAACUGUAAUGGUAAAAUAUAUAUAAAGCUGCCUCGCGCGGUGUCUCUCCGCAUCCACGCACAGUACAAGAGCCAAUCAGGCGACAGGGAGCGUGCGCGAUAGGAGCCAAUCAGACGACAGGGAGCGAGCGCACAUAGCCAUAACCCCGCUGUCUGUCACCAGCUGAGAGAGUGACAUAGAGUGACAGUGAGAGAGAGUGGAAAGACAGAAGAGAAGAGAGAAACGGAGGGAGGAGUGAACGGUCCAAACACACACAGAUACACCGGCCCUGGAGUGAAGUAAAGAAGGGGAGAAGGACGCAGAGUGACAGACAGGCGGUAACUGAAAUUCUAGGCAAACCAAAGCGUCGAUAUGAGCGGCCACUUUGAGGACGAGCUCCACGACCGAGGCGAGAGGAAGAGCAGCAAGUCUCCGACCCUGCUCUCCUCUUACUGCAUAGAGAGCAUUCUGGGCCGCCGAAGCCCUUGUAAGGUCCGGCUGAUAGGAGCCCAAAGUUUGUCAAGUCUACCGGGGAGAGGGGAGCUGGAUAAAGCCGCCGACGGGCCAACGAAAGACCCGCUGUCCCUCACAGCUGCUGACAUCCACCUGCCACCAAAGCUGCGCCGCCUGUACGGACCCAGCGGCGGCAAGUACCUUCACGAGCACACGGUGAAGCUGGACAGAGAGCAGCGGCUCCUCCUGGAGCAAGCCGGCGACGGCCUCAAAAUCAGCCAGGCUCCGCAGGUGAGCAUCAGCCGCAGCAAGUCAUACCGGGAGAACGCGUCCCUGAGCCGGGGCGGAGAGGGUGACCAGAGCGCGGAGGAGGGCUCCGAGGACGGAAGCCUGGGUUUAGUGGAACUGGGCCCGCUGAAAUUCGAGGAGGCCGGUAAAGAGGCAGUGGAGAGCUGCGCGGACGCGGCUGCACUGUCCCCGAAGGACGAGGAGAGGGAGAGUUUGAACGCCGGAGAUGGGGACGUGAGGGACGGGGAGGACAGUGUGUGUCUGUCGGCGGGCAGUGACUCGGAGGAAGGGAUGCUGAAAAGAAAGCAGAGAAGAUACAGGACGACGUUCACCAGUUAUCAGCUGGAGGAGCUGGAGAGGGCUUUCCAAAAGACGCACUAUCCCGACGUGUUCACCAGAGAAGAGCUCGCAAUGCGUCUGGAUCUCACGGAGGCCCGUGUUCAAGUCUGGUUCCAGAACCGCAGAGCCAAGUGGAGGAAGCGUGAAAAGGCUGGAGUACAGGCCCAUCCUUCAGGUCUGCCCUUUCCUGGACCCCUAGCAGCGGGUCACCCUCUCAGCCACUACCUAGAGGGAGGCCCUUUUCCUCCCCAUCCUCACCCAGCUCUGGAGUCGGCCUGGACUGCAGCUGCAGCCGCAGCCGCAGCAUUCCCAGGUCUGGCCCCACCACCUCACAACGGCGCUGCUCCACCUCUGGCCACACCACUCGGCCUGGGCACCUUCCUGGGCACGGCUGCCAUGUUUCGCCACCCCGCCUUUAUAGGACCCACCUUUGGCAGGCUCUUCUCCAGUAUGGGUCCCCUGACCAGUGCUUCCACGGCUGCAGCUCUCCUCCGUCAGCCUGCUCCUCCUGUAGAGAACCCUUCCCACACGGGGCCUGUUCUCCCUGACCCUUCUACUUCUUCAUCCUCAACCUCUUCCUCAGUCGCAGCAGACCGCAGGGCCUCCAGUAUCGCCGCGCUGCGCCUCAAGGCCAAGGAACACUCGGCUCAGCUCACCCAGCUGAACAUCCUGCCCACCGGAGCUGCAGGGAAGGAGGUGUGCUGAACUGCCAAACCCUACCACUGUCCCAGGCUGAUUUCCCAUUCCAUGAAACCUCCACUGUCCACCUUUCUCAAAAACCCACCCAGACGCCUGGAGCACGAUGUCCCUAGUGUCCAAACACCCCCAUUACCUCACAAAUCCCCAACAAAAUAGCACGACCAAAAUGAAAAGAGCACUGACUCAGAAAAGAAUGUGUUUGUGUAUGUGUGUCAUGAAGAUAUUAUUCCUACACUAUAGCUCCAAAACAAAACCAUAAUUUACAUAAUGAACUCUUCACAUCAUCAAUUCAACCAUACAAUACCAUUUAUUUUUGUGACAUUAAUCCAAAAUAAUACAAUUAGUAAAAGUCUUUGCUAUUAUUGCCAAACACACACACACACAUAUAUAUGUAGUUAUAAAUGAUAUAUGCUGCAUUAAAUUUCAUUUAUUUCCCAGCUAUUAAAUAUUGAGACACCAAAAAUUGGAAACACAUUAAUUCCAGGUUUUGCUUGAUUUUUUUAAGCACAAGCAAAAAAUAUUAAACAUUAAAAAAUAUCCUUGAUUUAUUCAAUUAACUCACACACAGAUUGGUAAACAGUCAAUUAUUACACUCUCGCAGUGUCCACUUUGAAAAAUUUCAAAAAAAAAUAUUAUUUAUUAUUUGACAUUUGGUUUAUGUCAAAAUAAUUGACAAUAAUUCUUGUUGCACAACCAUUUACAAUUAUAUAUAGAAUUCUGUACAGUAACAACCCAUUUUCUUGUGGGAAAUAAAAGCAUUGCAUCACAUACACACACACACACACAAAUAUGCAGGGAGCCCCCAGACAUUUUUUUUCCUGUUAUGCCACUAUAGAGGUGGGCAGCAAGUGCAGAGCUCAACAUGAAACGCUGCAUCAUCUGAAUGCAUGGAUGUGAGCAGAUCCAGUCUGCGUCUGUAACUAAGAUGUGUUGGGUCUUUUUUCCCCACCAAGAGCCAAAGGAAACCAGUCCAUAGACCUUCCAUAGCCUGACUCCGUCUCCACUCUGAGACGUUUCUCUAACGACACACCUGUGUGAAGGACAACUGUACAUACUGUAUAAAAAAAGUACAACAAAAAAGGAUGAUUUUCAAAAAAAAAAACCUAAUAACAGGGUCAUGUAUAUUUGAGGAGACCACAUUGUGAUCAUUUGCACUCAGUGAAGUGUUCAAAUGAAUGUUGCCCUGUGUAGAAUUUUACCUGUGUUUAUGAAUUAUUAGACUUUUAGAAUCUUAUUUAUGUCCAGAAAAAAAUUCCCCUAAAGAAACUGAGUGAAGGUCAGUUUCACCUCCUUUUCUUUUCUCUCUUUCUUCCGUUCUCAUUACGUGUACGUUUCCUGGUUUAUUAAUGCUAAUUUGAAUAAAUAACACUGGUAACGUGAGUUAUCUUUUAUUACUGCAAGUUCCUGAAGGACUGACCCACAGGCCUGAACCAGGAAGAGAAAACGAUGUGAAAUAGAAUAUAAUAGAACUAUAAAUAAAACUGUGUUAUGAAGCUA